AUGCUAAUGUUGCGGCGCAGGAGAACUCAUAAUUUGCGGGUUUCAUUCCGUUAUUGUUGCGGCGCAGCAGAACUCGUGAAUUUGGGAUUGUUGCGGCGCAGGAGAACUCGUGAAUUCGGGAUUGGGGUUUCAUUCCGUUUACGCAGGUUUUGUGAUAUGCCGAAGGAUUGGAUGGAUCUACCGAGGUAUAGUGAAGAGUAUAUCAAUAGUGUUAUUAGUUUCUUAGACUUUGCAUACUCUGAGGGAGAACCAGAAGGACAACAAAUUCAAUGUCCUUGUAAGAGGUGUUGUAACAUUGAGUGGUAUAGAAGAGAUGUGGUAUUUGACCAUUUAGUCACUGAAGGAUUUGUUAAGGGAUAUAGAACAUGGAUUAAUCACGGGGAAUGGACAAUCCCAAUGGUGGUUGAUGAUGACACGGAUGAUGAAGAAGGUGCAUGCGAUGAUAUCGAAGGACUGCUUAAUGAUGCAUUUGGAGAUGUGCCUCACGCUGAGGCUGUUACUGUAGGCCAAAAUGAGGAGGCUAAAAAGUUUUACAAUUUAAUAGAUGGGGCAAGUCAAGAGUUAUACCCGGGUUGCAAGAAAUUUUCUACAUUAUCUUUUACCAUCCGUCUGUACUUAUUAAAGUGUUUGCACGGUUGGAGCAAUGCAUCCUUCACUUCCCUUCUUGAGCUAUUGAAAGAGGCAAUGCCUGACAUUAACAUACCUUCAUCUUUCCAUAAGACAAAGGCUAUGAUAAGAGAUUUAGGUCUAGAUUAUAAAAAAAUUGAUGCUUGUCCAAAUGAUUGCCUCCUGUAUAGGAAAGAGCUAAAGGAUGAAAAACAAUGUCGUGUGUGUGGAACUUCUCGAUAUACCAAAAAUUCUAGUGAUAAUAGCGAGAAUCAACGUCACAAGAAAGGUCGUUCUAUUCCUGCAAAUACUCUAAGAUACUUUCCUAUAAUUCCAAGACUUCAAAGAUUAUUUAUGUGCUCAAAGACGGCAGCUAGUCUGAGGUGGCAUGAUGAGGAGCGCGUUAAAGAUGAGACGUUAAAGCAUCCUGCUGAUGGCCUGGUAUGGAAGAGCUUUGAUAAAAUGGAUGAAGACUUUGCAAAAGAAUCACGCAAUAUUAGACUAGGCUUGUCAAGUGAUGGGUUCAACCCAUUUCGUAGCAUGAACAUUUCAUGGAGCAUGUGGCCUGUGAUGUUAAUGGUAUACAACUUACCUCCGUGGAUGUGCAUGAAACCUGAAUAUUGGGUCGAAACUUAUGAUGCAUCAAAGAAUGAGACCUUUCAAAUGUGGGCAGCUCUUUUGUGGACAAUCAACGAUUUUCCUGCAUAUGCUAUGUUGUCCGAGUGGAGUACAAAGGGAAAAUUGGCUUGUCCUUGUUGCAACAAAAAUACCUCUUAUCUACAACUAAAACAUAGUCGGAAGAUAGUUUAUAUGGACCAUCGUGUCUUUUUACCCAUGGAUCAUCCAUGGAGAACCAAUACAAGGUCUUUUAAUGGGAAACAGGAAUUAAGACCCCCUCCACCUGUUAUUGAAGGAACGGAAAUUUUUGAGAUGCUACAAAAUAUUGAGAAUGUUUUUGGGAAGAAGCAAACUACAUCAAAUAGUUUUCCAUGGAAUUGA
Molecule: messenger RNA, 1605 nt
Organism: Arachis stenosperma
Lineage: Eukaryota; Viridiplantae; Streptophyta; Magnoliopsida; Fabales; Fabaceae
Exons: 3
Coding region: 1-1605 (534 amino acids)
Source: RefSeq, a predicted model, not a curated record